UCAUCAUGAGAUAAAUUCUUAAAAAUACUCAUAAAUACAAGUUGCAGCAAAAGAUAUAAUUAUUAUGUGGUGUUUUUUUACUUUCAAAGCAAAGAUGUGGUCUAUAAAGAGUCUCCAUACCCAGAAAGCUAUAAAGAAUCCAACGGUUGACGAAUACCCAAUCGCGGAAACACGGAGCCGCUAUCGCCCAAUACUUUGGAAUCCAAGCCCCUCCUCAGCCACUGUCUACUUAACUUAACUCUAGUUAAGUAGAAAAAACUUCAACCCUACUCUUCUUCCCCAAGUCUCCCCUUCUAUCUUUAUAUAUCCACCCUUCAUUUUACUUUUCAACCCGUUUUCUCUCUCACUCUCUGCGUCGACUCGUUCCCUGUAAAUUUUCUUCAUGCCCUCCUCAUAAGUGAUAAGAAUAAUUGAUAACUUGAAAAGUAAAGGAGAUGAGCUGCAGUGGAUGCCGAGUUCUACGAAAGGGAUGCAGUGAGAGCUGUAUUCUUAGGCCUUGUUUGGAGUGGAUUGAAACUAGUAUGCCCAAAGCAACGCCACCGUUUUUGUAGCCAAGUUCUUUGGCCGUGCCGGCCUCAUGUCAUCUAUUUCUUCUGUCCCAGAUAACCAAAGACCAGAUGUUUUUCAGUCGUUGUUAUUAGAAGCUGCUGGACGAACAGUAAAUCCGAUGAAUGGAGCUUUAGGGCUUUUAUGGACGGGAAACUGGCACGUCUGUCAGGCAGCAGUGGAGACCGUCCUACAAAGAGGCGCACUACGGUCGAUCCCAGAGUUUCUCAGCGACUCAUCAUUGGAGCAUGAUAAUAUCUCUGAGUGCACCGACAUGUUCAAGCUCCAGCAAUCCAAGCUAAAUUCCCCGCCCAAGGUAAAAAAGCACCGCCUCGGCUCGCCGGGUGAACCUGCUAAGAUUAUGCAAUUUGUUACGCCUCGAUUAUUCGCGCCUCGAUAUGCCGAAGUGCUAUCUCACCACCGAGGCCGAGAUCAAGUGAACCCCGGUUAGAAGAUCCGUCGUCAA
Molecule: messenger RNA, 1012 nt
Organism: Olea europaea var. sylvestris
Lineage: Eukaryota; Viridiplantae; Streptophyta; Magnoliopsida; Lamiales; Oleaceae
Product: LOB domain-containing protein 37-like
Exons: 2
Coding region: 578-997 (139 amino acids)
Biological process (GO): regulation of gene expression
Source: RefSeq, a predicted model, not a curated record